This is a messenger RNA of Toxotes jaculatrix (banded archerfish), 3618 nucleotides long. RefSeq names its product quiescin Q6 sulfhydryl oxidase 2 (gene qsox2). Gene Ontology annotation, biological process: protein folding. NCBI's taxonomy places the organism in Eukaryota, Metazoa, Chordata, Actinopteri, Toxotidae. Gene Ontology annotation, molecular function: flavin-dependent sulfhydryl oxidase activity; protein disulfide isomerase activity. The record is from RefSeq and is a predicted model, not a curated record. The transcript has 12 exons. Gene Ontology annotation, cellular component: Golgi membrane. Bases 142 to 2154 code for a protein of 670 amino acids.
CUGCGUCUCUCCGCUGUUCACACACGUACGUGUUAGCGGGGCUCGGCUCUCAUGUCUCCCCAGCUCUCUCUGCUUGUUUUCGCCACAAACCGUCCAGCUCUCUGACCGCCUGUCCUCUGUGUCUCUCCCCGGACGGCAGAGAUGCUCCGGCUCUGGUUCAAAGCAGCGGUUAUGCUCUGGCUCUUCCCCGGGGGCCUGGAAGCCGCAGCCCGCCUGUACACGGAGGAGGACCCGCUGGUGAUCCUGAGCAGCAGCAACCUGAAGCCCACCGUCAGCAACUCGUCUUCGGCCUGGCUGGUCCAGUUCUUCUCCUCUUGGUGCGGACACUGCGUCCAGUACUCCAGCACAUGGAAGACCCUGGCCCAGGACGUCAAAGACUGGCAGCAGGCCAUCAGUGUCGCCGUGCUGGACUGUGCUCAGGAGGAAAACUUUGACAUCUGUAAAGAGUACAGCAUCAAGUUCUACCCAACAUUCAAAUAUUUUCGGGCUCACGGCUCACCGACAGACAGAGGGACGACCUACAGAGGUGCAGACAGACAGAUCCAGUCAGUGAGACAGCUGAUGGUGAACAUCCUGCAGAACCACACCAGACUGGACUGGCCCGAUCACUGUCCUCCAUUAGAACCAUACAGCUCUGUGGAGCUCCUGCCUCUGCUGGGUCAAAGGUCAGAUCACUACACUGCCAUCGUCAUAGAAGAACCAGACUCCUUCGUGGGACGAGAGGUGAUCCUGGACCUGCUGCAGUUCUCAGGUGUGGAGGUAAAGAGAGCCCUGAGCUCUGAUCUCCCCCUGCUGGACGCUCUGAAGAUCACAGCCUUUCCCUCCAUCUACCUGCUGCACCCCAACGGGACACACACACACCUGCAUGUGCAGAAGCCGCUGCGUUUCUUCUUCUCCUCCUCGCUGAGGACGUUACCGGGUGUUCAGCGCAGGUUGAAGUCAGAUGGCAGCAGUUCCAGCGUCGGUCAGAUGGGGGCGCUGCCGGACAAACAGAGCACCGAACCCUGGAGAGACUUCGACAGGUCCAAGGUGUACACAGCUGAUCUGGAGUCAGCUCUCCACUACCUGCUGAGGGUCGAGCUGGCUACCCAUAGCACCCUGGAGGGGGCGGAGCUCCAGAUCUUCAAGGAUUUUGUCACUUUGGUUGCUAAGCUGUAUCCAGGUGGGGGUUCGGUGGUGAAGCUGAUGGAGACUCUCUCUGAUUGGCUGUUCAGUCUGCCGCUGCAGCGAAUUCCCUACCAGGCCGUCCUGGACCUAGUGGACAACAAGAUGAGGAUCUCAGGUGUGUUCCUGGGGGCAGAGCUUCGAUGGGUUGGUUGUCAGGGUAGCAGGGUGGGGCUCCGAGGUUACCCAUGUUCCCUCUGGACUCUGUUUCAUGUUCUGACUGUCCAACAUGACGCCAAGCCCAGCGCACUGGAAAAUACAGGUCUGGAGGGCGAGGCGGCCCCGGUGCUGCAGGUGAUGCGUCGGUACAUCAGGACGUUCUUCGGCUGUGAGCAGUGUGGGCGACACUUCGAACAGGCCGCUGACGUCAGUAUGGACAGAGUCCAGGACAGAGAGGACCAGAUACUGUGGCUGUGGAACCAACACAACAUGGUCAACUACAGACUGGCUGGCUCUCUGAGCGACGACCCCCUCUUCCCUAAAGCUCCGUGGCCAAGCCCCUCCCUCUGCGCCUCCUGCCACGAGGAGAAAAAUGGCGUCCACGUCUGGAACCACGACAACAUCCUCCGCUUCCUCCGACAUCACUAUGGAGCCUCCAACCUGUCCCCCAGAUACUCCCUGACUCCCCCACAUCUCCCUGCAUCUCCUCCAAAUCCUGAUCCUGUGCAAACCAGCCGUCCUCAGGAGGAGCACCAAGGAGGAGGAGGACAGAGAAAGGAGGAGGAGAGGCGAGCUGAGGAGCAGCCGGAGCCUCGACUCGAACACCAGGUUCAGAAGGGGGAAGACAGGGGUGAGGUGCCGGGGCACAGGGGGGGAGGAGGAGGAGCAGGGGGAGGCGUGUGGAUUCUGGGUCUGGGUUUUAACAGUGUGGACAUGAGUCUGUGUGUGGUCCUGUACGUCUGCUCCUGCCUCUUUCUCAUGCUCCUCUUCUUCUUCUUCAAAGUCCGAUCCAGAAGGUGGAAACUCCGACACUCCCGCCUCCACGUGUGACCCGGACCGGACCGAACCGAACCGGACCGGUCCUGAACAGACCGGUUUGGACUGGAUCAGUUCAGGGCUGGGGUCCACUCAGUGUCGCUCAGGCUUCAGGAAUAGUUCCAUGUUUAGUUAGAAAGUAGUUCCUGUGAAAUCCGUCUCCAGUGUUUCCAGUUUAUCCCAGUGAAACCACAGCAGUCAGCAUUUCCCCCUGCAGAGGGGGGAUGGACCUCCACUCAGCCACGCACCAGCGCGUGUCGUCCCUCUGUCCUCUGGUCAUGAGAACCAUGAUCGACCGUGAAGGCGGGAACCUGGAGGUGGUGCAGACCAGGUCCACGCUCUUCAGUCGUGUUGAGCUGUUUCAGUUUUUAAAAAGUUGUGCGCUUGGUUUUAAUCUUUGUGCAAAUUGUACUCGAGUACGGCAGGGCCGACCCUGCACCUGUGGAGGGCGCCGUUAGCCCGUUCACCGUCUGACUGACGUUCAGUCCAGUUUCCUGAUUCUGUGGUCGAAUGUUUGUUCAGUGAAUUUUAGUGUUUUUAUUCUGCUUCUGUUUAAAAUCCAGCCCUGAACCGGACCGGACCGGACCGGACCGGGUUUGGGUUUUAGUGGCUCAGAUGUGGAACCUGCUCUGGACGUGUUGUAUUUAAAGACUCAGGUUUAAACCUGGUCUGGACUCUGAGGACUGGACUUAUUUAUUUUCCCUUUCAAAGGCCAGACUGGAUCCUGAGCCCUGUUGUGUUUUCAGAUGUGUGUCGGAUCUGGACUGGACUGGAACCCAGGGUUCUGUGAGGAACCUGAUGAGAGACCAGUGGCAGACUGGGACUGAACUGGAUCAGACUGGUUCUGCUGGGUGGAGACUCUCAGAGUUCACUUUGUGCCAAAUGUUAAACCUGCUGACAGACAACUCACCUGUCCUCUCAGGCUCCGCCUCCAUCUACACAAACUGUGUGUGUGUGCGUGCAUGUGCGUGCGUGUGUGUGCGUGUGUGUGUGUGUUAGCCUCUAUUCUCUUUGCUGUGAAACAUGGACCUGUCCAGAUGAAUGAAUCUCUGCUGACACAGUGAUUGAUUGAUUGAUUGAUUGAUGAUUGGUUGAUGGAGGUAUUAUUGAUCAGCUGAUCAGUGAUGGAUUUUGGGAUUUGGUGACACCUCGUGGCCACGGCUGCUUCAUGAAUAAAAACAAAGAAUGUUGUAGUGUAAUAGCAUUCAGCCCAACAGUUACAUGACAUGCAGGUUUUGUGCGUGCGUGUGUAUGUGUGCGUGUGUAUGUGUGUGCAUGUGUGUGUAUGUGUGUGUGUGUGUGUAUGUGUGCGUGUGUAUGUGUGUGCGUGUGUGUGUAUGUGUGCGUGUGUGUGUGUAUGUGUGCGUGUGUGUGUGUGUGUAUGUGUGCGUGUGUAUGUGUGUACGUGUGUGUGCGUGUGUGUAUAGACCUUUAUAAGUGUAAUUUGCAUCAAAUCUGAAAAUCCGGAUAAUAAAUAUA